Apiotrichum porosum is the source of this 1071-nucleotide messenger RNA. RefSeq lists its product as uncharacterized. The record is from RefSeq and is a predicted model, not a curated record. The transcript is spliced from 6 exons. The coding region runs from base 1 to 1071 and encodes 356 amino acids. NCBI's taxonomy places the organism in Eukaryota, Fungi, Basidiomycota, Tremellomycetes, Trichosporonales, Trichosporonaceae.
AUGCCUACCUACGACGCGCUCAAGCUCCCUGCCCAUGUCGAGACGGUGCUCCUCACCGGCGCCGGCGGCUUCGUCGGCCGUGAAGUCACCAAGCUCAUGCUUGAGCUGUACCCCAAGCUCCGUAUCAUCACCACGGACGUGGUCGAGCCCCCGCGCUUUACGGACGACCCGCGUCUGCGUGUCGUCAAGGCCGACCUGGGCAAGCCCGAGGCGCUCAAGGAGCUGUUUGACGGCGAGAAGAUUGGUGGUGUGAUUGCUCUCCACGGCAUCAUGUCGGGUGGCGCCGAGGCCGACUUUGAGCUUGGCUGGGCUGUCAACGUCGACAGCCACAUUGCGCUCAUCAAGGCGGCCCACGCGCACAGCGACGCCGUGUGGAAGCCGCAGGGCAAGAAGAUGGUCUACGUCUUUAUCUCCAGUCUGGCCGUGUACGGUGGGCCCAAGGCGCGUCCUGAGGACCACGUUAUUCCUGCCGACACUCCCAUCAUCCCCGGUUCGUCUUACGGUGUCCAGAAGACCAUUGGCGAGUUCUACGCAUUCGACUAUGGCCGCAAGGGAUACCUCGACACCCGUUCCCUCCGUCUCCCCACGGUCGCCAUCCGUACCGGUGCUCCCUCCUCCGCCGCCUCGUCGUUCAUCUCAGGCCUCAUCCGUGAACCCCUCCAGGGUAUCGAGAGCGUGUGCCCCAUCGCCUCGGGACCCGAGGACCCCAUCCUCGACGACAUGAAGGUCUACCUCUCGCGCGCCAAGACGGUGUUCCGCAACAUUGUCUGGGGCCUGUGCAUGCCCGAGGAAAACUUCAAGUAUGGUAUCGGUAGCAGGAGUGUCAACAUUCCCGGCAUCACCGUGACUACGCGUCAGAUUAUCGAUGCUCUUGUCCAGCACGCCGGCCCAGAAGCCCUCAAGCUCGUGUCGUACAAGAAGGACCCGGCAGUCAUUGCCAUCUGUGAGACCUGGGCCGGCUCGUACGACAACACGGCCGAGCAGAAGCAGGGCUUUGAGGUCGACGACGCCAAGACGGGCUUUGCCAAUGCCGUGGGCGACUUCAAGGCCGAGCUCCAGGCGUCCAAGUAG